Molecule: messenger RNA, 5758 nt
Organism: Eublepharis macularius
Lineage: Eukaryota; Metazoa; Chordata; Lepidosauria; Squamata; Eublepharidae
Gene: TEX2
Product: testis expressed 2
Exons: 12
Coding region: 183-3539 (1118 amino acids)
Cellular component (GO): endoplasmic reticulum
Molecular function (GO): lipid binding
Source: RefSeq, a predicted model, not a curated record
AAUAUCUUCCUUUUUCUACUUUCUUGUGAUGAGCCGGUUGACGUACCAAUGAGAAAUGUGUGGCCUAUCUGAUUUCUGCCUUAAACAGAAUGAAUACAUCGUCACAGCAUGAGAACUUGAUUCGCCGCUGCAGCACAAGCUGUUGCUACUGGUAAGACCCUGGUGCAUCUCUAGGACCUGCGAUGACAAGUCUUAACGGUAGCCAUGCAGAGAAAACUGGUGAAAUGUCUUCAAAGCAGCCAGCGCCAAAGGUGCAGGUUCAGCGAUCUGUCUCCCGAGAAACUAUCACCAUUCAUUUCUCGGCAUUUGGGAAGGAGGAAGAGGAGGAGGAGGAGGAAGAGUUUAAGGAGUCUCCCACUGUGGGACUGGACGACCAAAGCAUUGUAACAGCACUAGAAGCUAAGGAGGACCUAUGCUUUGAUCAUGGUGACUUUGACUAUUCUGGUCCCGCUACCUCGCUUAACAUGGCUGCAUCCCCGCUCACCACAUCUCCCACCACCAUGCCAACUCUAAAGCCGUUGGAGUCUUCAACAUCCCAAGUAUUCAGCGCAGUGCCAUUAGCCCUUUCGCCCUCUUCACAUGCGUGUCAUACCGCUAGCCCAUCCGGCGUGGCGUUGCCUUCGGAACUGAGAACCAGCUUAUCGUCUUCUCCGUUGUCCUCUCCUUCCAAGUCACUUGUUUCGUCUAGCGCGCCGUCCACUGUUACGAGUUCAAAGCCCUUCAUGAGUUUAGUGAAGUCUCUUUCAACAGAUGUAGAACCAAAAGAGCCCACUCCCCCCACGAGACAUAGACACCUAAUGAAAACCAUCGUGAAGUCUCUGUCGACGGACGCUUCUAAGCAGGAGUCGGAAAGCGUGCCCAGCAGACCACCGGACUCUAAGCUGAACUUGCACUUGUUCAAGCAGUUCACCCAGCCGCGGAGUACGGGGGGUGAUUCCAAAACUGCUCCCUCCUCUCCCUUAACGUCUCCUUCAGAUACUCGAUCCUUUUUUAAAGUACCUGAAAUGGAGGCCAAAAUUGAGGACACUAAAAGACGCCUUUCGGAAGUAAUUUAUGAGCCUUUUCAGCUCCUCAGUAAAAUAAUGGGGGACGAGAGCAGCAGCCACAGGCCCAAAGCCUUAUCUUCAAGUGCUUCAGAACUGUCCAAUCUUUCCAGCUUGAACGGCCAUUUGGAAAGCAAUAACAACUACAGCAUUAAGGAGGAAGAAUAUGACUCAGAAGGGGACUUCUAUGGAAGUGAUUCCAAUGUAAGUAAGAGUUGCAGGCAGCCCCAAAUAGCGGAAGAGUACGGGAAAGAGACCGAAACGAAAAGCUCUCCGUUGUUAAGCACAAAGGACUUCAAUUCCAAGGCAUCGCUGGUGCUGGAAAGAUGUUCCCUGUCUGCCUUGGCCAGCAAAGAUGAUGAGGACUUCUGUGAGCUGUACUCUGAGGACUUCUGUGUGAUAGAGGACGAGGGCAAAGCUGACAAACCGUCAGAAAGUUCACCGAAGAUGGAAAUGCCCGAGGAAAGCUCUACAUCUUUCAACAGCGAAGGUGACAUUGAACUACAGGAGCAACAGCUUAACCUUCCAAUGAAGACAUUAUACUUUCUCACAAUGUUGAUCUAUGCUUACCUUAUACUCCCUCUCCCUAGUUACUUCAAUGGACUCUUCUUGGGAGUUGCCAUUGGAUUUAUGAUUGCUAUCUUUGUCGUUUGGCUUCUUACACCAAGUGCUAGGUAUAACAGGCUACGUAGAUACGGGACUAGGCUGCUGAAUGCAGAAUCUCUGGACAUCAUCGAGCCUGAGAUAUUGAAGGGUUGGAUGAAUGAGAUCUCGAACUAUGAUCCAGAAACCUACCACGCUACUUUGACGCACUCCAUCUUCGUGAGACUUGAGGGAAGCACUUUAAGACUUUCGAAACCCAACAAAAAUAUUUCCAGAAGGGCUAUAUAUAAUGAAGCAAAGCCUGACGUGGUCUAUAUUAGCCAGAAAAUUUAUGACCUUACGGACAGCAAGAUUCAUUUGGUCCCCAAAAGCUUGGCUCGCAAACGAAUCUGGAAUAAAAAGUAUCCUAUCUGCAUUGAGCUUGGGCGACAAGAUGAUUUUAUGGCUAAGGCCCAGACGGAUAAAGAGACACUGGAGGAGAAGCCACCCUCAGAAAAGGCAGAGCCGAGCGGUGAAGAGUCCAAGAAACAAUCUCAGGAUGGAGCGAAGUCCGCUACCCAGAAGGAUCAAGUGCUUUAUCUCUUUGGAAGGACCGGUAGGGAGAAGGAAGAAUGGUUUAGGAGGUUCCUUACAGCUUCCAAAUUAAAAUCUGAAGGAAAAAAGCCAAUUGUAUGUGGAAACAAGCCAGGAUUUUUGCCAGCACACAGUAGAUCCAAUAGCCAGACGGGAGUUCUCACGCACAGUCGAAGCGGCAGUAAAGGAAGCCAAGAAGAAAUCCUCUCUCAGCCAAAGCAGAAGGAGCUGGCAGCCACCGUGAGACAAAAGAUGUUUCUGGAUUACAGUGUGUAUAUGGCGAAAUGCAUUCCCCAAGAACACCGAAGCCCCACCGCUAGCCCAGUUCACAGUGCUGACAGCAGCCCUACUGCCGCAAAGAAGUUGCCAGACGCCCAUAGUGAAGAAGAGGAGCAGGAAGCGUGGGUGAAUGCUUUGCUUGGAAGGAUAUUUUGGGAUUUUUUGGGAGAAAAGUAUUGGUCCGACCUCGUGUCGAAGAAGAUACAAAUGAAACUUAGCAAAAUAAAGUUGCCAUACUUCAUGAACGAGCUAACACUAACUGAACUAGAUAUGGGAGUUGCAGUGCCGAAAAUCCUUCAAGCCUACAAACCUACUAUUGAUUACAAAGGGCUUUGGAUCGACUUGGAAAUAUCCUACAAUGGAUCUUUUUUAAUGACCCUCGAGACCAAAAUGAAUUUGACCAAACUUGGUAAAGAGCCUCUGAGUGAAGCGCUGAAAGUUGGAGAGAUUGGCAAAGAAGGUUUCAGACCAAGGGCGUAUUGCCUGGCGGACAGUGAUGAAGAAUCCUCGAGCGCCGGCUCCUCGGAGGAAGACGAUGCUCUAGAGGCAGCCGGGAGCGAGAAGCCUUUAGCGCCAGGGGCAGAAGGUUACGUGGCAGGGCACCGAACCAGUAAAAUCAUGAGAUUUGUGGAUAAAAUUACCAAGUCGAAAUAUUUCCAGAAAGCAACAGAGACAGAGUUCAUCAAAAAGAAGAUUGAGGAGGUCUCGAAUACUCCACUGUUGCUAACUGUUGAGGUACAAGAAUGCAAAGGGACGUUAGCAGUUAACAUUCCACCACCACCUACUGACAGGAUAUGGUACGGUUUCCGAAGGCCACCCUAUCUGGAGCUAAAAGCUCGGCCAAAGCUUGGCGAGAGAGAAGUGACUUUGGUUCACGUGACGGACUGGAUAGAGAGAAAAUUGGAACAAGAAUUCCAGAAAAUCUUUGUCAUGCCAAACAUGGACGAUGUUUAUAUUCCUUUGAUGCACUCGGCCAUGGAUCCUCGUUCAUUGGUUUGCUCUCUAAAAGAUCCCACUGAAGAGACAGCUGAUCAGCCGUGAAAUGUGAAAACUGCAGUUUACAGUAUUAAGAUUUUUGUUUCAUUUUUUUUUAAUGAAAAUGUACUAGGUUUGUGUCCUUGUGCCACAUCGUUUUCCUUUUUGAAGAUGCUUUUAUGCCGACGGUUGCCCAGUUUUCCAGGCAUCGCUCCUAUCUACUUAAGUUAUGCAAGAUUAUUCCCGUUUCUAAAGUAGUUUGUAUCUAGUUUGCAGAGGCUGCUGUUGAGGUUUCAGCAUAGCAGCUAAUGUGCAAUUUUCUGCAGUAAAUUAAGGGGAAAAAAGAUUGCUAUUGAUCAGCUUUAUGGCACAAAUGGAGUUUAGUAUGGGGGCAUGCAACAGUGGUAAUGCACACAGCGCAUCGAUGGUCUGCCUCUCUUGCAGUCCAAUGAAACCUGUACCUCCCUAAGGAACAAAUCUGUAUAACUAGAUUUUUUUUUCUCUCUCGUGUGGGUUCGUUCUCUCUCUCUCUCUCAGGCAGUUGGAGGUGUAAAAUGAGCUGGAAUGUUCUUUCACUUCUGCAGUCAAUAGCUUGUGUCAAGCAAUUUUGAAAUAACUGUUUUCUGGAGUUAAGAAUGUAAAUUGGAUGUAUAGGUAAUAUUGUGAAUCACUUCAUGUGGAUUAUACAUAGUAACUUAUUUUUUCAUGAAAAAUCGCGAUUCUUUUGGAAACGAGUAGCCAUAUAACACAUGCAAACGUGCGCUGAAUUGGCUAGUGUGAGAUCCAGUGCUUUUCCAUGUGAAAGAAACAUUUGGUAAAAGCUAUGAGACCAACCCAUUGUAAGCCUUCUUAAACAAAAAAAGUGAGGUACACUGUGGCUUGUGAUUUUAAGAAUGCUAGACGCAGAGGACAGCAUCUAACGGUGUGUCCAUGUGUGUACACGCCACAAAUGAUCACAGCUAUCCUGUCUGGAGGUGUUCAGCUUGAUCGACUGAACUUGCAUUGUGUUUGUUGUUGCAAGUUCUCACUGCAGUAGCGUUUAUACACUAUGGCAGAUCCACACAUUCUUAAAACUGUCGAGUUGCAAAUCUUACGUGCAACUUGCUCCAUCAGGAAAACCUUUUUAGCUAUUGUUGGCAGCACCUUUUAGGCCAUCUUGGUGUGUGAAAAUAGGAGUAACAGGAACUGCAUCUGACUUUGAAAAGCACUACUUCUGAUAAUGACCAGUAUCUUAAAGAGAAACCGCCUCAGCUGUUUUCUUGUAUCAUGUGCAUAAAAAUCAGUCACUGUUCUGAACGCUACAUAACUAUCAACACCAGUAAUGGAAGUUUUUUUCCUGGUAAUAUUGCCAACCUACUUAAGAGAAUGUUAAUUUAGUUUACAAAGGAGGCAAGCUCUUGAGGUUGCCUUUUAAUAGCGUACUACGAUUCAAGUUGUUUUUAGAACUUUUUGUACAUUGCAUUGAGUUACUAUGCGUAAAACUUUUCAUGAUUUGCCUUCUCUAAAUGAAGGUGUUCAGAGUGAAGCUUUUUUAAAAGCGCCUUGCCUGAAGAAAUUAGCAUUUAAUAUGGUUUUAAGUAUUCAUAUUAUUUGGACCCUGUUUUUACCACCUAAGGUCCUCUGACCCAUUCUAUUUUGUGUACCGUUCGACUCUUCUCACAAUCAAAACAUGACUUGCCUCUUCUUCAAGUAUGCAUGUCUUGUUCACAGCUCUUUUAUCCAUGUGCAAUAACAAUCCGAGUCUAAAGACUAGAUGCACUAAUACGCAAAGAGAUUCAGAUCUGACACAAGUUACUUCAUUGCACUUCGUAAUUAGACUACGUGGGUUAUUACGAUGGGCUUGCUUUGUUUUCGGAAAUAAAUUUAUUCCCAUGUCAAAGACCUCCGAGUGUUAUUUCUGAACUGUUGGGAGGGAGGCAGCAACAGCAUAACCAGGAAGGCCUGCUGAAAAGAAAAGCUGUUUUCAUGAGUCCGUGUCUUCCACCAGGUGCAGGGAAUAAACUAGUUUAAGAUGCUUCUAGACUUCCAUUAAUUCUCGUCACUCAAGUAUCAUUUAGUGAAGCAAAGGCGAACCGAAUUCCCAAGUCCUCUACUGGAAUCUGAACUUUUACUGCAGACACAAAGCAUACAAAGUACCAAAGGAUUAAAUGUAACUUGCUUUUAAAAGAACCACUCAGGUUUCAGCUGAGCAGGACCAGUUAUAAGCAAGUGCUUUUUACUUUUGCACCGUAGCGUAGCCAGUGAGGCCAUAAAUGGGCCAUACCCUGGUUCAAAGGCAGUGCUUC